AUGGCCCUAAAGGCUUCUGUAAUGUUUAUUGGUCGUUAUGGUUAUGAAUCUGGAGAAUCUUGUAUUACAUAUGCAUAUUUUAUGCAGAAAGAAGCGUUAAAUGGAUCUAGACGUUUGACGGGAAUAUUAGUGGCCGGGUCCAAAAUUAUACGGAUAUAUGUCCUGUUUGGCGGAAAAUCUUUUAUAACAUUUUCCAACGAACCAAAGUUUGAUGCAUUGGACAUGGACGUCAUAUGUAACACAAGCCUGAUGUCAUACAUACUGAUAGAGAAAGUAGGAGGUAACUUGCAGAAUGAUGUUAACUGCUCAAAAAAUUACAAAGAGUUCCAACUUGUCUAUACAAAUGCUAAUAGAACAUCCUUCUAUGCUGGAAUCUACUCAACAGUUAGUCCCAGGGAAAUUAAAGUACUUGUAGCUACAGUGAGCGGUGUUCCCAUGGAGAAUGCUGGUGAACUCGAAGUUGAUACGACUUCUGUCGAAGUUGUACCAAACUUUAUGAUAAACAGCAAACCUUACGUUCAUCCCGAUUGCAAGGCCAAAGAACCAACUUUAGAAUUAGACAAAUGUCCUACAGAUUCAGAUCCCCCAACCGUAUAUAUAACUCCCGGACACAGCAGUAUUUAUGUACAUAGACAUGAUGAUGUGACAUUAGAGUGUUCAUUUUUAUCGUUUGCUAACAUUGCCAGUUUCAAAUGGAUCAAGCAUGGACAAACAGGACAAACAAUUUUAGAUGAACUCACUAAUUUUUCCGGAGUUUCUCAUAGUGUACCGCUAGUUGUGUUUGAUUUUAUACCCGAAGACGUAGGUUUUUAUCAGUGUAAGGUUUCUAACGAGAAUGGCGAAAAUGAUGACAAGGUAUCCAUGCUCAUAAUUGAAGAAACCCCUGACCCUCAAAUACCAUUAAAAAAAUACCCGCUGAAUCUUGGUGGAGACGUACAUUUGGAGUGCAUGAUUGACGUAUAUCCAGAAGUAACGGAUGUUUGGUGGGCGAAAGACGACGGACUAAUAGAUAAAACAGAUAGUCGGUACAGCGGGUCUACUCCACAAGAACCAUCACUCAACAUAUCAACGACUACAACAGACGAUAUUGGAUAUUACAGAUGCUGUGCAAACAAUUCCAUAGGUUUCAGCUGUAGUAAAAGCAUAGUUUUUGGAUAUAUGCCUAUCAUUACUAAUUAUACACAUUAUGCUGAAGGAUUCCUGGGAAAGCCAUUUAAUAUCACAUGUGAAGUGAAAUCCGCCCCUAGAAUCCUCGAUGUUAAACUUCAAUUAAAAGGGAAGAUUAUCGAAGCAAAUGUUUUCAACGUAUCCACUGGAAAUCACCAAGAAAAGUUUACAUUUACAAUAACUAACCCAACAUUACAGGAUAGUGGAAAUUAUACAUGCAACGCAACUAACGUGCACACAUCCAGCAUUAGUGAUGCAAUAACACUAGAAAUAUAUGGAGUCAUAUUUGACGAACACCCUGAUGAAAACGUUACAUUUGGAGAAGACAUUUCAAUCGACUGUGCCGUGAAUUCGCAUCCACCGAUAACACAAUUAACAACAAUAACUUGGUCAUUAAAUGGAAGCUGUAUUAAUAUUAAUAACACAACAAAAUAUCUCCAACCAACACCAACAGAAUUGACAAUCAAACAUGCUGGGUUUAGUGAUCAAGGAACGUACACAUGCGCAGUUGAAAACGAUUACGGAAACGAAACUAGUGGUGGACUUUGGCUUAAUGUUAUUGGAGACUUCCCGAGCGUGAACAGUAUUUUAAUUUACGACAACGUUUUACACUCGGCGAUUGUAAGCGUGAACGAGUCAUCAGUCUCAACACUUAUACUAACUUGUAGUUAUGAAUCCUUCCCACCUGCAACAGAUAUAAAAUGGGAAAAACAAAACGGUAUAUACAAGCCAUUGUCAGAAAGAGCAACUGGUGGCAAUUCGAUAGACCCAAACAUCACUUUUACAUCGAUAGAAAAAUCUGACGAAGGAAAUUAUACAUGCCUUGUCACAAAUGCUGUCGGUAAAGGUGCUGGAAACUCAGUAUAUAUACAGGUCAAUGAAUCUUUAGAUAUGUGCACAUGUCAAUGUUCUUUCAAAGAAAAAAUCAACUUUUGGAAAAAGAAAAAUUUUACUCGGGAAGAAAUGUUAGCCUAUAUGGAACCGUCCUUAAAAAAAGUUCUUGACGAAAUGAAAAUUGAAAAGGAUAAAUUGUCACAAUCAAUUCGUAAACGCACCAGUGCAAAAGAUGGCCGGAAAUCGUCCACGCAGAUUGGAAUAGCGGGUGUAGUUUUCAUUGGUGCUACGUUCGGAUUGAUAAUUGUUAUCGAUUGUAUUUCCAUAAAACGAUAUGUGCAAAACGUAAGAGAAGCGUUUAAUAUAACAUAGUAAUCGGGUUCUUAUUUUUCGAAAAACUGUAUAAUUUCUAAUCCCAGGCAUGGUUAUUACCAUAGCCGUAUAUGGCAACUGUUUUUAAUUUUUGUUUCUCAAUGCUCUUCAACUUUGUACUUGUUUUGGCUUUCAAACCUUUUAAUGUUAGUGUCACUGAUGAGGCUUAUGAAAACCUUAUGUAAACGAAACGCUCGUCUGGCGUAUAGAAUUAUUGGCCUGGUACCUUUGUUAACUAAUUAUACCUUGAAUCACUUAUAUUCAAAUCUUAUCGUUAGAAUACAUUUUUAUAUAAACUUAUUUGCAUAUGUGGGUAUUGGUAUCUGGAAUACUAAAAUUAGCUUGCAACCAAGUUUUUCACAUCAAGUAAUGUAUUUAUCAUUUUUUUUUAAAUUUAAUGAUUGAUUCCAGUAUUAAUACUGUGAAGGAAAAUGUCAAAUUUUGUUGACGUUGAUAGCUAGUUUGUUUUUUGGCUUUAUUCUAUAAAAAAAGCUUUGGCAAAAUUUACAAUAACAUCUUUUGUAUGCUAAGAUUUCUCUGAGUUGCAGAACCGAAUGUGGACCUCUUUUUUAUAUUUAAUUGUUGCCGUUUUGCAAAACAACCUUGACAUUGGUUAGACAGUCAUUAAAAUUGACAGAAAAAAAAUAUGUAAAUAGAAAUAUUUGUAUUCUUGCCCACGCUUUGAAAUACUAGUAAUACAGAUCUCUACUAUAAUUUUAUAGAUAUGCACACAUGAGUUCUACUAUGUGACCUAUAUAUGUCAAACUAAAUGUUUGCCGACCCAAUGUUUUUUAAACUCAAUUUCCAACAGAAUGAGCCUUCUUGACAUAGACAAAAAAAAUAU
Messenger RNA from Mytilus trossulus (common blue mussel), 3217 nucleotides. Its product is annotated as hemicentin-1-like. The coding region runs from base 1 to 2373 and encodes 790 amino acids. Lineage: Eukaryota; Metazoa; Mollusca; Bivalvia; Mytilida; Mytilidae. The record is from RefSeq and is a predicted model, not a curated record. The transcript has 11 exons.